Penaeus monodon (black tiger shrimp) is the source of this 988-nucleotide messenger RNA. Its product is annotated as calcium-activated potassium channel slo-1-like. The record is from RefSeq and is a predicted model, not a curated record. Lineage: Eukaryota; Metazoa; Arthropoda; Malacostraca; Decapoda; Penaeidae.
CUCACGUAGCUACACGGCGCGCUGGAACGACUGUCUUCGCCGCGAGUGCAGCCUCAACGAACGCGGGAUCAAGAAGAGGCCGCAGCGUGGCGCCGGGAAAGGCGUUGGUGUCGCUGGACUGCAACGGCGGCGGAGGAACGCCCUGCAGGUGGCCUGCGAAGAACCGGCGCAGUGGACCAGGUUACUGGGCACGAGGAGCUUCAGCGGCCGGUAGACAGGAGGUACAGUGUGUCGGAGUGGUCGGCAUUAAACACUCAGGAAGCUCUGAAAGUGGCUGACAAGUAUGCAACAGAUAAAGUGAACGCAUGUGCAUUAUGGAACACGUGUUUUAGUGUGGAGCAAAAUCAAGGAGAGAGUGCCCUAAAAUUCUUUAGAAGAGUUCAAAGUGAGGUGUCGAAGUGUGAUUUCCAGUGUCCAAGUUGCUUAUGUGAUUUAAAGGCGUACAUAUUAGUGAGAAAACUGUUGUCUGGCAUUAGUGAGUGUCUACUGAAAAGAGAGUUGUAUGCGAGGUACAAGGAAUAUUUAGACGCGGACAAAUUGUGGGGAAAUGUGAAUCUUACGACAGUGCCGAGAGAGAGGUGCAGGCGUGGCGGCUGCAGCGGUUGAGGCAGAUGUGGAGGAGGAGGAAUGCGCCGUGCAAGACGUCUGUGCGUCGGGCGUCCUGGCGUCAGGGAGAGGACACAAGCGUCUCGCCUCUGGAGCGGCCCUGCGUGCGCUCGUUGUGACAGGAGGCAUAGGAUUCCGUGAUGAAAGCUGCAGUGGAGGACUACCAACGACUCAUAGCCAGAGUGAUGGCAGGUGACUGGCCAGCUAGCAAGUGCAAAGAGUUGACAGGGUUACAUCCAUACUACCAGGUGCUUUUGGAAGUCUUGCUCAACUGUGUCUCUGUGUGUGUCUUCAUUGUAGAAGAUCAUCUGUUUCAAGUCUUUGAGGUCUGCUUGCCCUUUGGAGAAAAUGCCUUCCAGGCUAUUGUCCUGGUCCUGAAUGU